AUCUUUUCAAAGCUAUUUCAGAUAUUCAUCAUCACUCGCCUCUGUCCUCUCAAUUCGUAACCCUAAUUUUCUCUCUCUAAAUCUCUGAUGGCACCCAAGGCAGAGAAGAAGCCCGCAGAGAAGAAGCCGGCGGAGGAGAAGAAGACCGUGGCUGAGAAGGCUCCGGCGGAGAAGAAGCCCAAGGCCGGGAAGAAGCUGCCGAAGGAGGGAGGCGCCGCCGCCGGGGACAAGAAGAAGAAGAGGACGAAGAAGAGCGUCGAGACCUACAAGAUCUACAUCUUCAAGGUGCUGAAGCAGGUCCACCCCGACAUCGGGAUCUCGAGCAAGGCCAUGGGGAUAAUGAACAGCUUCAUCAACGACAUCUUCGAGAAGCUCGCUCAGGAGUCCUCCAGGCUAGCCAGGUACAACAAGAAGCCCACCAUCACCUCUCGGGAGAUCCAGACCGCCGUCAGGCUCGUGCUUCCCGGUGAAUUGGCCAAGCACGCCGUGUCGGAGGGGACUAAGGCUGUGACUAAGUUCACUAGCUCUUGAAGGUGAUUAAUUUGUUGAUCGAUUAGUGUUAUGGUGUUUGAAGAACCUAUCUUUGCAUCUAUUUCUAGGGUUAGGGUUAGGGUUAGGAUUUGGUUUUAGUAUUAUUAGGUUACUAUUACUGUCUAUCCUUUAUGAUAGAAAUUGUAUCUGGUUGUGAUUUUGGAUGAUUUUGGUCCUCAUAUUUAGUGCAUAUCUGGAAUAUAAUGGUUUGAUUUGGGUCUAAAA
Cornus florida is the source of this 756-nucleotide messenger RNA. RefSeq names its product histone H2B. Gene Ontology annotation, cellular component: nucleosome. Lineage: Eukaryota; Viridiplantae; Streptophyta; Magnoliopsida; Cornales; Cornaceae. The coding region runs from base 88 to 531 and encodes 147 amino acids. Gene Ontology annotation, biological process: nucleosome assembly. The record is from RefSeq and is a predicted model, not a curated record. Gene Ontology annotation, molecular function: DNA binding; structural constituent of chromatin; protein heterodimerization activity. The transcript has a single exon.